Molecule: messenger RNA, 2463 nt
Organism: Letharia columbiana
Lineage: Eukaryota; Fungi; Ascomycota; Lecanoromycetes; Lecanorales; Parmeliaceae
Exons: 4
Coding region: 1-2463 (820 amino acids)
Source: RefSeq, a predicted model, not a curated record
AUGUCUUCAAUUCUCGUUACAUACGAUGGGGACUUGAUCUCGCAUUCAUAUGAUGCUGGCUUCAUUGUUCUAUCGUACCUUGUCAGUCUGGCAGGAUGCUGGACCUCAUUAGAGCUUCUCCAAAGGAGAACGGGAACUCGGGGAUAUUACAACUGGUACCUCUUGCUUGCAGCCGCCUGUACUAUGGGGGCAGUAGCUAUCUGGUCCAUGCACUUCAUUGGCAAUCGAGCAAUUGUUAUGGCCAAUGGUAAACCAGAUAAUCAGAUCCAAUACAGCCCGGGCUUCACUGCUGGUUCCUUCUUCCUACCAGUCUGCGUCGUCGGUAUAGCUUUCUACUUCUUCAGCGUCUCCGAGAAAGUGAGCAUACUAGGAACCAUGGUGGGAGGACUUCUGGUCGGUUCGGCUGUGUGUGGAAUGCAUUACAUGGGUCAGAAAGGCAUCGCCAAUUACACCCCGUCCUACUCAUGGAGACAUGUCUUCGGGUCUGCCAUCAUUGCUGUGGCUGCAGAUACUGUUGCUCUCGGGGUCUUCUUCUACUUUAGAUCAACUUGGACAAACAGUUGGUGGAAACGCAUGUCUUGUGCGUCCCUACUAGCAGUGUCGGUGUCUGGGAUGCACUGGGUAGCCACUGUGGGCACAGCAUACCGAAUGAGGGCAGACAUGAUGCAGAACACGAGCGGGCUCUCGAGGGAAGCCACAGUUGUAGUGGUGAUCUGUUUGUCUAUCGGCUGUUGCCUUAUGCUCGUCAUAUUCUCCCUGAUAGGUCAACGAUCAAGACAGCGGUCAGCGGACAGAGCGCAGCAAGUCGUGUUGGCAUGCGCGACAUUUGACCCUGAAGGGCGACUCAUGGUCACACCAGAAGGCUUAUUGCCCUGUUGCAAGAUCACCGGUUCAUACCACGAACGGUCUUUCGAGGAAGUUUUCGAUAUGGAUCAUCCAGUCUUUUGCUGGAUCUAUCGGGCGUCACGUUGCUGGUAUGGAGUAUCGGAUCUUCUUCCAGGCAUGCGCUCACGUCUGCGCGACGCGAAGCCUUUCAAGCAUUCGCGGUACCGCCGUAGGGCAGGAAGCGUGGAUGACAGCACAGGAGAUUACUCUACGCUUUUCAAACAGCUGUUCUGCGUUGCUGCAAAAGACCUUGCUGACAUUGUUCAGCUGCCGCUAGAAGAUGUCGGAGUCUUGGAUGGGACUAUCAUGAACACCGGUACACUCAGCAAAUCCGCGAGAUUGAAGCUCUGGCAAGGACUACCAACGCGGCAUAAUCAGCUUGACGACGCCGAGAAAGGCCGAAUGCCCAUGAUCUUUGGACGUGGACAAUUGCUUUUCCUUGUUCGUAGAGCAAGUCGCUCCCAGGCAUCGCACCUACAAUCCACUGGUCAUCGGUUUGCUACUAUCUCAAACGUCAUCGAAGUUCUUGCACGAAGUAUGGAAGUUACGAAAGCGGAACUGCUUCCUCAGCUUAAACGCAUGCGAGAUCAGUCGGAAGCUGAGCGGCUUCUGGAGCCGGGUGUACAUCUGGGCUGCUUCGCACUGCGCCCGCUCUUCCAUAGGGGUUUCGACGUCCUUGUUCGCAAAGAUGCCGGUAAUCUGAUGCCCACCUCCAGCUUGACAAAGUCGAAGCUCGAGCAAUGGCAAAUCGACGUACUCCAACGAAUGGAUAACUGGACGGUUGCAACGUGUUGUGAGAGACUUCGGAGAGGAUCAUUAUUCGCAGACCCAAAGCAGCAACAAUUUUCCAGAGAGCUGUUGGAAAGUCUUACGGUCCUCGCCGGCAGGGUAGACAGCGCUUUCUUCGAGGAGGCGCGACUUGUAGCAACACCUCUCCGAGCACCUUGUGAUGUCUCAAAAGGCAAUUCGUCAUCGCAAGAAGCAUUCGUGGUCGCCUUUAGGGUCAUUACAGAUGCGUAUCAAUCCAGCUCACUGAACAACCGAUACGAGUUCGCUUCGCUGAGGUUCUUCCUCUCCCAGCAGCAUGCACACCGGGAUAGUGCGGAUAACGCAGUGUUUGCCCGCAGGAUACACAGGGAAUUUGCCGCAAUUGCAAGCCGCGAAGACUGUGAUAACAAUUCAUUAAGAUGCCCACGCGCCUCUUACCAUCCCUCCUCGGAUCCACCCUGUGGAAACAAGCGAAGCAGGACACCAUCGCCUAAUAGAAACAAGAGAUGGACGUCUCGAAUUCGCGCGAAUGGCAACAAGGUAAAUGACGACAGCUCCUCAGAGAAGAACCUCGUGAACGGGAGUCCAAAGGCGAGUGCGCGUGCCUUUGGUGGAAUUCACGUAGCAAACGAGAUCGAUAUCGACGUCAGAGAAGUCACAAGAAACAGCCACACCCCGGAUGUGGAGAUGAGCAGCCUCGGAUGCUAUGCUGAAGCUGGCGUGGGGGAUAUCGAGGGAGAAUCUUUUGCCGACGAGCUGGCAGCGUUGACAACGGACGAGCGAAGAAAGCAACGCACGACAGGAUUUUAA